Molecule: messenger RNA, 957 nt
Organism: Penicillium riverlandense
Lineage: Eukaryota; Fungi; Ascomycota; Eurotiomycetes; Eurotiales; Aspergillaceae
Exons: 2
Coding region: 1-957 (318 amino acids)
Molecular function (GO): ATP-dependent chromatin remodeler activity; ATP binding
Source: RefSeq, a predicted model, not a curated record
AUGCAAUCGAUGCAGGCGAUGGGCGUACGGUGCAUGUCGGAGGACGAUACGAGCUUGCACGGAGGCAUUCUAGGAGAUGGAUGCGGCCUCGGGAAGACCCUGACUGCGCUUGCGGGGAUCUGGUUCGCCGCUGCGAAGCAGGAGGCCCGCGGCGACACCGAGUUUCGCUCAACCUUGGUUGUAUGCCGUGCGCCGCUCGUCGAUACCUGGAUCGACCAAGUCGUGUCAUACUUCGGUGAUGCCCUCACGCUGAGACUGUACCACGGGAACGUGACGACAGUCCGGGAUGCGGACCCCCGAAAGGAGCGUAUCAUCGAUAACCUUGGUGAUUGGAUGGAUUCUCUCGACAUUGCCAAUCCGCAAACCGCGCGUACGUUGAUCCUCACGUCCUACCAGACCCCUCCAGAGUUUGAAAAACUAGAGCGCCGUGGCCCUUCGAAAUAUCCACCAAUCCCUAUCGAAGGCCAAGACGAUACGAAAACCCGCGCAACGUACGCCUGUGCGGCAACUGGACUGAACCUACAUGCUCACUACGCCCAUGUGCUACUCUUCGAGUCUACCAUAAACCUGAACGGCGCAUUUCAGGCGGUUGACCGCAUGCGCCGCCUCGGCCAGCGGGACCUGCAGAGGGCUUAUCUCCCGGUCAUGGACCAUACCUGUCAGUGGAUGCAGAAAUACAACAACAUGAUGAAGCAUCUGCCUGGCUACGUAGCCCUGCAUAAGGACACCAUCGAGGCCGCCUUGGCAGUUGUAGAGCGGAGACGUGAGAAAGAUGCCGCCGCAUCCACGCUGCCUAUCCUAAAGGCUAUGAGAAACAGAUGCUCCGCCUUACACAUACCCUCCCCCGGCUUCUGGAAACCGGCGAAUCUCGGCGAACAGAUCUCAGCACCGAGACGACCACCACCACCGGAGAGACUGAAAGGCACGGCCGAGACCUACGAGGGCAUCGAAGAUUGA